Molecule: messenger RNA, 3075 nt
Organism: Pecten maximus
Lineage: Eukaryota; Metazoa; Mollusca; Bivalvia; Pectinida; Pectinidae
Product: nose resistant to fluoxetine protein 6-like
Exons: 15
Coding region: 118-2862 (914 amino acids)
Molecular function (GO): acyltransferase activity, transferring groups other than amino-acyl groups
Source: RefSeq, a predicted model, not a curated record
AAACCCGGGCAUUAACAAUAUACGUGAUGUUGUGAUUCAUUCGAGGAGUUUCGCAAUCCCGAAACAAAAUGGCAAGCGGUUAGUGUUUACUUUGGGACAUUUCAUUCAUGACACAGGAUGGAGAUUUUCGGACAGAUCGGUUUGCUGUGCAUCAUGAUUUGUUGUAUUGGGAGCCACUCACAGAAUGUAGAUCAUUCAAACGUUAAGAGUAAUCAAAGACGUUAUCCUGGUUCAGGUGGAGAUGAUCUGUCCGUGAAUUCGAAGCCAACAAACAAUUUUUUAUCUUCAACCGUGAGUAUACCAUUUAACGUUAAGAGCAGAUUUUCUUCAUCGUACGAUCAGGGCAAAGGAAAGACGUCCUCCAUAUCAACACCCGUGUCUAAUUACAGAACUGAAUAUCAAUCUUCUUCAAGUAAAGAGCUAGAUGCACAUGACAGGCUGUUUCCAACAGAAGCACACAUACAACGGAAUGGUAUGUUGGAUCGAACUACUACGCCAGUUAUGUUACAAACAGGCACCAAACGUUACAGAAGAGAGUCAGAGAUCACGACAAACAUCGGUGACAAAAGCCCUGGACAACAAACCACAAUGUUGCAGACAGUUUCGUCAGUGUCUCAGUCAAACUCCAAUAAUCUGUCCAAAAAUACACUACAAAGGAAUGAAGUUCAAAGGCAGUUAGGUGAUUAUGUCACGGCCAACAAUGCCACCUUGUCUAGCAUUACACAGGGAAGUCUUGUGAAGGUCAUUGAUGCCCUACUGCAACAUGCUGUUGGUAACGAUACUGCCUUCUUACAACUUCUAUUCGGUAGUCUGAAUGGCAUGUCACUCCCACCAGACAUUUUAAAGAAACUAGGAAUGUUAUAUGGAAAUACUGACAGUAUAGACCUCAAUGAUAUCAUGUCUCACCUUAGUGAUGAGCAAAAGAAGUUUUUUGCAGACUUCAUUAUACAACAGUUGUCUCCAAUUUCUACUGUUUGUUUGGAUCAUCUUUCUGAACUGAUAAAAGACAAUGUCACAGCUUUGAAAAUGAUAGACGCUUCUGGUAAACCACCUACCGCGGUAUUACAGGGGAACUUGAAAUGGACCGGAUCUUUCGAUGAAUGUCUGGCAUUAAAAGACAUGGGACGUGGUCCCAGGACAUUUGAUGGGAAGUACUGUACCGCGACAGUAUCUCUAGAAGAAGUUUUGACAUCGGUGAUGGACGGAUACCCUGCGGAAGCAGAGAUUGGCCUUUGUGUUCCUGACACCUGCAACAGAUAUGAAGUAAAAUUCUUCGCGGAUUUAAUGCUGGGAUUAGCUCCUCUUGGGAAUAUCUCCCUACAUAGCAGUGAUAUGACGUGCCACGAGACUGCAGGGUAUGACGCGCUGGCAGUGGCCACCAUAUUGUUUUUCGCCAGUCUUGGCAUGUUCAUACUAUUUGCUACCAUCAUGGACAUACGCUAUAUAAUUAAUGCUAAAAUGGAGCUGAAGGAUAUGGCAAAAGCGAAUGUGGAGGCAAUCGGUGGCGAUUUUCAUGGAAGUGAACAUGAUACAACCAGAGUUAACAACACAGGCAUCAGAGCUCGGCUUUUGGUAUCGUUUUCUUUAUAUACAAACGGUCGGAAUUUACUCAGCAGUAAGCGACCAAGAGGCUCGUUUGGAGCAGUGAACGGAAUUCGUUUCCUCAGCAUAUCCUGGGUUAUCCUAGGACACACAUUCAUACAUUUGUCGUCCAGCGGAAGUAUGGAGAAUCAGCUAACAUUUGUACCUAAAUUUUUACACCAAUGGUCAGCAGGAGUGUUAGUAAACAGUCUUCUCUCCGUGGAUACCUUCUUUACACUCAGCGGUUUGUUGCUAUCCUACGUUUUUAUGAAGGAAAUGAAGAGAUUGAAGGGUCAAAUCAACUGGUUCAUGUUCUACUUACAUCGCAUUUGGAGACUGACGCCUCCCUAUAUGCUCGUGAUGUUUAUCUACGUAGCAUUAUUACGGUAUACUGGAGAUGGUCCGUUGUGGCAAAAGAAUGGAUACGAGAAGGACUUUUGUGCCAAAACGUGGUGGAGAAAUCUUCUAUAUAUCAACAACUUCAUUGGCACCAACAAUUCCUGUAUGGUGUGGACAUGGUACCUCGCUAAUGACAUGCAGUUUUACCUAAUCAGUCCACUACUCCUUGUACCGUUGUACUAUUCCCGACGACUCGGUGGUCUGGUGUGUUGUGUAGUCCUGUUGGGCGUUACCGUGACAUCAUAUGUCGUAUCCUAUCAACUAAAUCUGCCAGCUGUGAUGUUUACUGCGGACCCCAAAUCUAUAAAUUAUGAGGACGACUAUUUCCUAUACUACUUUGUACGACCAUACUGCCGGAUGGGUCCAUACAUCGUUGGUAUUAUGGCGGGUUACAUGCUUUUUGUGAAGGAAAGAAACUUUAAAAUAAAUGGGGGGUUGAACGCAUUGACGUGGUUCCUGAUGACGUUAUUGGGAGCCGUGGUGACGUUCGGUGUGCAUGGACCUGUAACUGGCGCGGCCUGGACCCCCGGUAUAGCAGCUCUCUAUAACGCUACCCACAGUACAAUAUGGGGCGUGUACGUGUCCUGGAUUGUCUUUGCCUGUGUCACAGGACAUGGAGGGUUUAUUAACACGUUACUCUCGUGGAAGGCGUUUGUGCCCCUAGGACGUCUGACUUACUGUGUGUACCUGGUACAUCCCAUACUAUUGUACUACUAUACAGCGACCACGCGGCAAACCAUCUACGUCACAAACUACACGCUGAUCUACAUUUACCUGGGAACACUGGUAUUUUCACACCUGCUUGCUUUUUUGACGUCGUUGGUAUUCGAGGCCCCCAUGAGAGAACUAGAAAAAGUGAUAUUCAAACGGAAACGUAAAUAGACACUACCCUGCCUGUUUGUAUAGAAUAACAUUACUUCUAUGUAAAGUCCAGCAUUUCAUGAAUUCUCGAACAAGGAAUUCGGAUGUUUGACAUCAGCUAUAUAUACGAAAGCAUAGUAACGUCGUGACAUUGAAUACUUAACACAUCCUACCUCUAAAAUGAUAUUGUAUCCGUGUGUCUACAUUACGUAAAUAAUAAAUAUUAUUACAAAU